This is a messenger RNA of Castor canadensis (American beaver), 6993 nucleotides long. It is a transcript of the gene Wdr81, whose product is annotated as WD repeat domain 81. Gene Ontology annotation, biological process: aggrephagy. NCBI's taxonomy places the organism in Eukaryota, Metazoa, Chordata, Mammalia, Rodentia, Castoridae. Gene Ontology annotation, cellular component: mitochondrion. Gene Ontology annotation, molecular function: protein binding; phosphatidylinositol 3-kinase regulator activity. The record is from RefSeq and is a predicted model, not a curated record.
CACAUGACUGGCAUCAGCUGACCCGUCACGGUGGAGCACAGCGCUGGCGCCCAGCAGCCCCCGCCCCGCCGCACCGGGAGCACAGGAGUCUGCGGAGGGGUAAGAGCGCCACCGGUCUUCCCCUCCUCUGUCGCCGGCUCACACCAACCACCUGCACCCCAGUCCCUAACCCUCGCCCAUCCCAUCCCGCCCGGCCUGGCACCCCGGAAGCCAUCGCGAAGAGGGCCGUGGCCACGCUCAGCCUCACGCUGCCCCCAGGCGGCCAGGAGGAGAUGGCCCAAGGGAGCAGAGUGAGGGAAGUCGUUCUUGACAGACGGGCGGAGGGCUGGCCUUCACCCCCAAGCGCCGACAUGGAGGAGCUGCUCCGGAGCGUGGAGAGGGACCUGAGCAUCGAUGCCCGGCAGCUGGCUCCUGCCCCGAGGGGCACCCACGUGGUGGCCUUAGUGCCCGCGCGCUGGCUGGCCAGUCUUCGCGAGCGUCGGCUGGGACCCUGCCCUCGGGUAGAAGGCUUGGGGGAAGCGGAAGUCAGGACUCUCCUGCAACGCUCUGUACAGAGGCUGCCCCCGGGCUGGACACGUGUGGAGGUGCACGGGCUGCGGAAGAGGAGAUUGUCCUACCCGCUGGGCGGAGCCCUGCCCUUUGAGGAGGGGUACUGCAGUCCUGAGACUCUCACUCGAUUCAUGCAGGAGGUGGCUGCUCAGAAUUAUCGCAACCUGUGGCGCCAUGCAUAUCAUACUUAUGGGCAGCUCUAUAGUCAUAGCCCUGCCCCCUGCGCUGCCCCUGCCCUGGACUCAGUAAGACAGGCUCUGCAAAGGGUCUAUGGCUGCACCUUCCUGCCAGUGGGCCAAGCCACCCAAUGCCCAUCUUAUGCCAGAGAUGGCCCCUGUCCCCCUCGGGGCAGCCCUGCCUGUCCCAGCCUCUUACAGGCUGAGGCCUUGCUAGAGUCAUUGGAGAUGCUGUAUGUGGUACACCCAUAUGUGCAGUUCUCCCUCCAUGAUGUAGUCACCUUCAGUCCUGCCAAGCUGACCAACAGCCAAGCCAAGGUGCUUUUCAUUCUCUUCCGUGUGCUGAGGGCCAUGGAUGCCUGUCACCGUCAGGGGCUGGCCUGCGGGGCUCUGUCUUUACACCACAUUGCUGUGGAUGAGAAGCUUUGCAGCGAGCUCCGGCUGGACCUGAGUGCUUAUGAGUUGCCCACAGAAGAUGAGAACAAAGAGGCCCCUGUAGUUAGGGAUGGGACAGUCAUUAAGUUUGAAAAGGAGGGGACAGGGAGACCUGGGUGCCUCACUUGCCAAGAAGAGCUUAGGGGCCUUGUGCUAGACUGGGUCCAUGGCCGCAUCAGCAACUUUCACUACCUCAUGCAGCUGAAUCGGUUGGCAGGUCGGCGGCAGGGGGAUCCCAACUAUCACCCAGUGCUGCCCUGGGUGGUGGACUUUACCACGCCCCAUGGGCGCUUCCGAGACCUGCGCAAAUCCAAGUUCCGUCUCAACAAGGGGGAUAAGCAACUGGAUUUCACUUAUGAGAUGACGCGACAGGCAUUUGUAGCAGGCGGUGCAGGUGGCGGGGAGCCACCUCAUGUUCCUCAUCACAUCUCAGAUGUGCUGUCUGAUAUCACAUACUAUGUAUACAAGGCUCGGCGCACACCCCGGUCAGUACUCUGUGGACAUGUCCGAGCACAGUGGGAGCCCCAUGAGUAUCCCGCCAGCAUGGAGCGGAUGCAGGCCUGGACACCUGAUGAGUGCAUCCCUGAGUUCUACACUGAUCCCUCCAUCUUUUGCUCUAUCCACCCUGACAUGCCUGACCUGGAUGUGCCAGCCUGGUGCAGCUCCAGCGAGGAGUUUGUGGCUGCCCACCGAGCACUGCUGGAGAGCCCAGAGGUGUCCCAGGACCUGCACCACUGGAUUGACCUCACCUUCGGCUACAAACUCCAGGGCAAGGAGGCUGUGAAGGAGAAGAAUGUGUGUCUGCACCUGGUGGAUGCUCACACCCACCUGACCAGCUAUGGUGUAGUGCAGCUCUUCGAUCAGCCACACCCUCAACGCCUCGCUGGGGCUUCUGCCCUUGCCCCUGAGCCUCCACUCAUCCCCCGGCUGUUGGUCCAGACCAUCCAGGAGACCACUGGCCGGGAGGACUUCCCAGGACAGCUUACAAAUGGGGUGGGCAGGCUGGUUUUAGAGGCUACUCCAUGUGAGGCUGGCUGGACUAGAGACAGGUCCUUGGCAGGGGAAGAAGACUUAGAGCAGGCCACAGAAGCUCUGGAUUCCAUCUCCCUUCCUGGGAAAGCAAGUGACCUGCUGGGUUCUUCUUCCAGUCAAGCUCCUGCAGGCCUCCUGUCUUUUUCAGUGGCCUCAGCCUCUCGACCAAGCCGCAGGAACAAAGCCACUGGGGCAGACCCUGGGGAGGGUGAGGAGGGGAAGAUCCUUCUUCCUGAGGGCUUCAGUCCUUUGCAGGCCCUGGAGGAGCUGGAAAAAACAGGCAACUUCUUGGCCAAAGGUCUAGGGGGCCCAUUGGAGGUGCCUGAGCAGUCUCAGAUCCAGCCACAUGUGCAGCUGCAGGACCUCUUCCAUCGGGACAUGCAGGCACUGGGUGUGCUUUUGGCUGAGAUGGUGUUUGCCACCAGGGUUCGGACGCUACAACCUGAUGCACCUUUGUGGGUACGCUUUGAGGCUGUUCAGGAGCUCUGUACACGCCAUGCCAAAGAGGUCCCUGUGUCUUUGCAACCUGUACUGGACACACUUCUGCAGCUGAGUGGACCCAAAGGCCCCAUGGUUGCAAAGCGGGGCAAGCUGAACCCACUGUUUGAGUACAGACCUGUCUCCCAUGGGUUACCCCCGCCCUGCCCAGCCCAGCUCCUCAGCCCCUUCAACUCUGUGGUUCCCUUCCCUCCGUACUUCCCGGCACUGCACAAGUUCAUCCUCCUGUACCAGGCAAGGCGUGUGGAGGAUGAGGCCCAAGGACGGGAGCUGGUGUUUUCUCUGUGGCAGCAACUGGGCUCAGUACUAAGUGAUAUCACUCCCGAGGGCCUGGAGAUCCUAUUGCCCUUCGUGCUGUCACUCAUGUCUGAAGAGCACACAGCCGUGUACACAGCCUGGUACCUAUUUGAACCUGUUGCCAAGGCACUGGGCCCCAAAAAUACCAAUAAGUACCUCCUGAAGCCUCUCAUUGGUGCCUAUGAGAGCCCUUGUCAGUUGCACGGCCGCUUCUACCUGUACUCGGAUUGCUUUGUGGCUCAGCUGAUGGUGCGGCUUGGCUUGCAGGCCUUUCUGGUCCACCUACUUCCCCAUGUCCUGCAGGUGCUAGCUGGUGUGGAGGCCUCCCAGGAGGAGAGCAAGGGCCUGGUUGAGGCCACUGAAGAUGAGGAAAUCGAGCUCCCAGGGCCUGGUCCUGGCUCCUGUGCCUUUGGGGAAGAGAUUCAGAUGGAUGGGGAGCCUGCCACCUCCUCAGGCCUGGGGCUCCCAGACUACAAAUCAGGCGUCAGUUUCCAUGACCAGGCUGACCUCCCUGAGACAGAGGACUUCCAAGCCGGCCUCUAUGUGGCUGAGUCUCCACAACCCCAGGAGGCUGAGGCUGUGAGCCUGGGCCGGCUGAGUGACAAGAGCAGCACCAGCGAGACCUCCUUGGGCGAGGAGCGGGCUGCAGAUGACGGGGCUGCCCCUGUGGAUAAGAGUAGCCUCAGGUCAGGUGACAGCAGCCAAGACUUGAAGCAAAGUGAGGGCUCUGAGGAGGAAGAAGAGGAGGAGGAAGGCUGUGUGGUGUUGGAGGAGGAGGAGGGGGAGCAGGACGAGGUUACUGGAGCCUCUGAGCUCACUCUGUCUGACACAGUGCUGUCCAUGGAGACAGUUGUGACCAGUGGUGGCAGGGGAGACAGAGAGGAGGAGGAGGAGGAGCCCCUGAUGGAGCAGUCUGAAGGCAAAGAACAGAAGAUCCUCCUUGACACAGUCUGCAAGAUGGUCCGCUGGCUGUCUGCCAAGCUUGGCCCCACCGUGGCCUCUCGCCACGUGGCCCGGAACCUGCUGCGCCUGCUGACGUCUUGUUAUGUUGGGCCCACUCGGCAGCAGUUCACGGUCAGCAGUGGUGAGAGCCCCCCGUUGAAUGCUGGUAACAUCUAUCAGAAGAGGCCUGUACUGGGCGACAUAGUGUCGGGGCCUGUUCUCAGCUGCCUCCUCCACAUUGCUCACCUGUAUGGGGAGCCUGUUCUCACCUACCAGUACCUGCCCUACAUCAGCUACCUGGUGGCCCCAGGUAGCAACUCAAGUCCUAGCCGACUGAACAGCCGCAAGGAGGCAGGACUGCUCGCCGCAGUGACACUGACUCAGAAGAUCAUUGUGUACCUCUCAGACACCACCCUCAUGGACAUCCUGCCCCGGAUCAGCCAUGAGGUCCUGCUACCUGUGCUCAGCUUCCUUACUUCCCUCGUCACAGGGUUCCCAAGUGGGGCCCAGGCCCGGACUGUCCUGUGUGUGAAGACCAUCAGCCUCAUCGCCCUCAUCUGUCUGCGCAUUGGGCAGGAGAUGGUCCAGCAGCAUCUGAGUGAGCCCGUGGCUACCUUCUUUCUAGUUUUCUCUCAGCUGCAUGAGCUGCGGCAGCAGGAUCUGCAGCUGGAUCCUGAGGGCUGUGGUGAGGGCCAAUUGCCAGAAGCGACUUUCUCUGAUGGGCAGCGGCGGCCGGUUGAUCCUACCCUGCUGGAAGAGCUGCAGAAGGUGUUCACUCUGGAGAUGGCAUACACAAUCUACGUACCCUUCUCCUGCCUGCUGGGUGACAUCAUCCGGAAAAUCAUCCCCAACCAUGAACUGGUUGGGGAGCUGGCAGGGCUAUAUCUGGAAAGCAUCAGCCUGAGCUCUCGCAAUCCUGCUAGCCUGGAACCCACUAUGCCCAGUGCCGGCCCUGAGUGGGACCCCCAGGGUGGGGGCUGUCUCCAGGAUGAUGGUCACUCAGGGACUUUUGGGAGUGUCCUGGUUGGAAAUCGCAUCCAGAUCCCCAGCGACUCUCAGUCUGAGAACCCUGGGCCGCUGGGCCCCAUCUCUGGGGUGGGUGGUGGGGGCCUUGGCAGCAGGAGUGAGGACAAUGCCCUGAAGCGGGAGCUUCCUCGGAGUGCCCACGGGCUGAGCGGGAACUGGCUGGCGUACUGGCAGUAUGAGAUUGGUGUGAGCCAGCAGGAUGCUCACUUCCACUUCCAUCAGAUCCGCCUGCAGAGCUUCCCAGGCCACUCAGGGGCUGUCAAGUGUGUGGCACCCCUGAGCAGCGAAGACUUCUUCCUGAGUGGUAGCAAGGACCGUACUGUGCGCCUUUGGCCACUGUACAACUAUGGGGAUGGUACCAACGAGACAGUCCCCCGCCUCAUCUAUGCCCAGCACCGGAAAAGUGUCUUCUAUGUGGGCCAGCUUGAGGCCCCUCAGUAUGUGGUGAGCUGUGACGGGGCUGUGCACAUCUGGGACCCCUUCACAGGGAAGAUCCUUCGCACAGUGGAGCCAUCAGACAGCCGAGUGCCUCUGACUGCAGUGGCCGUCAUGCCUGCCCCCCACACCAGCAUCACCAUGGCCAGCUCUGACUCUACCCUACGCUUUGUGGACUGUAGGAAGCCUGGCCUGCAGCAUGAGUUCCGACUGGGUGGUGGGCUGAACCCUGGGCUUGUUCGCUCCCUGGCAGUCAGCCCUAGUGGCCGUAGUGUCGUGGCUGGCUUCUCCUCGGGCUUCAUGGUGCUCCUGGACACUCGCACGGGCCUAGUUCUGCGAGGCUGGCCAGCCCAUGAGGGGGACAUUCUGCAGAUCAAGGCAGUAGAGGGCAGCAUCCUGGUCAGCUCCUCCUCUGACCACUCCCUGACCGUCUGGAAGGAGCUGGAGCAGAAGCCCACACACCAUUACAAAUCAGCAUCUGACCCCAUCCAUACCUUCGACCUGUACGGCAGUGAGGUGGUCACUGGCACUGUAGCCAACAAGAUUGGUGUCUGCUCCCUGCUGGAGCCCCCCUCCCAGGCCACCACGAAGCUCAGUUCUGAGAACUUUCGUGGCACACUCACCAGCCUGGCCUUACUACCCACUAAACGCCACCUCCUGCUAGGUUCAGACAAUGGUGUCAUCCGCCUCCUAGCAUAGGCUGAGGUGGAAACUGACUGGACGGGGGCAAGCUGACAGUAAAGCUGAGAGUAAAGCUCCUUGCCUUGAUUUCCUAGCAGCUCCCUCCAGGCAGGUAUCAGGUCCUAGUCCCUGUGUACCCACAUGGCCUGCCAGCUAGGGCCUCCAACGGGGGUCCCAGUCCCUGACUCUCCAAAGCCAUGAGGGCUGCCAGAGGGGUUCUCACUCAUGCCUUGAGGAGCUGCAGCUACUAGCCAGUAGGAAGCAAGGAGAGCAGGGGAAUCAUUGCGAGCCCCAUUUCUCCCCGCUUCUGCCCUCUGGAUCCACACAGGGACAAGGAAGCUUCAGGAGGGGAAGGCAGACUGGCCUUGCCCAGCCAGUCUCUAGCCAACCUCUCCAACCCCUGCUGGGCUCUCCCUGCCCUGUCCCCCAAGGACAGGAAGCUGUCCCAGUCCAGGGCACUGAUGGUGCUUGGACUACAGAAGGGCUAAGGAAGGCUGGUCAUGACCCAGGACGUAAAGACCUUGGUCUUUAAGCACCUACCCAGCCAGGCCCUGCCCAGUAUGGAACCAAAAGGAGAAGAAAGACGGAAGGACCAGGGGAGAGAAGGUGGACUGGGCCAACUGGUGCCUGCCAGGAGGUACUCCAUGCCUUGCCCGCCCGCCCCUAACCACAGUGUUUGUGCCUUGAGCUGAGGAGGCAGCCCCUGAGCCCAAAACCUCUGGGGGUGUGCAGUCCAAGGUCCUGAGAGAAGGGACAGAAGAAAAGCUCUGAAUCUCAGGUCUCUCCCAAGGGACAGGAAGACUCAGGCAUCUCUUGAGUCCUCACCUGGAGCAGAGCUGAGGUCUGAUGUUUGGUCCCUGCUGUCUCCUCACUAUUUGCAAUAGAUGUAAAUAUAAUCAAUAAAUCCUUUCAAGGAGCCAUG